UCUUUCGCGAAACUGGAGCGUCAUUAGAGUCUGCGACAAAGCAAGCAGACGUGAGAUAUUGAAUUGAAUAUCUAAGAAUGGCAUUUAAAUCAGUGUUCGAUUCUUCUGUUGUUAGAGCUGAAUUCGAGAAAGCUGGUAUCAAUACUCGAUUCAUCCCUCUCAUCUGGAAGCAUGUGAUACAGAACCCUAAUUGCCAAUGGGAUGAUAUUCCAUCUCUGCCAUCAGGGGCAUACCCUCUGCUUCGUUCCAAAUUUGCACCUUUAACUUCUACCCUUCACUCUGCCGUUGAAUCAAACGACGGUGUUACCACCAAGCUGCUCAUCAAGUUGCAGAAUGGAGCAUUUGUGGAGGCUGUUAUCAUGAGAUAUGACACACGCUUGGGAAAAAUUAAUGGAAAGCCUCGUCCUGGUGGACCUAGAUCAACCCUGUGCAUAUCCUCUCAGGUUGGAUGCAAAAUGGGCUGCAGAUUUUGUGCAACAGGAAGCAUGGGAUUCAAAAAUAAUCUCUCGUCAGGGGAGAUAGUUGAGCAGUUGGUGCAUGCUUCUCGUUUGUCACCCAUACGCAAUGUUGUUUUCAUGGGAAUGGGAGAGCCAUUAAACAAUUAUUCUGCCCUUGUAGAGGCUAUCAAAGUUAUGAUAACAUCCCCAUUUCAGUUGUCUCCAAGGAAAAUUACUGUCUCAACGGUUGGCAUCAUCCAUGCCAUUAACAAGCUCCACAAUGAUGUCCCAAAUAUAAACCUUGCUGUGUCUCUGCAUGCACCAGUUCAGGACAUCCGGUGUCAGAUAAUGCCUGCAGCCAGGGCUUUUCCUUUGGAGAGACUGAUGGAUGCAUUGCAAGCGUAUCAAAAGCGCAGCCAGCAAAAAAUCUUUAUUGAAUACAUAAUGCUUGAUGGAGUGAAUGAUGAGGAGCAGCAUGCCCACCAGCUUGGAAAGUUGUUAGAGACAUUUCAAGUGGUUGUGAACCUGAUACCUUUUAAUCCUAUCGGUUCACUGAGUGACUUCAAAACGAGUAAUGAUCAGAAAGUGAUCAUAUUUCAGAAAAGUUUGAGGGAUAUUUAUGGCAUUCGAACAACAGUUCGUAAGCAAAUGGGGCAAGACAUAAGUGGUGCUUGUGGUCAGUUAGUAGUUAAUUUACCAAACAAGCAGUCUGUAGGCCACACAGAUGUCUUAACUGACAUUGAAGAUCUUCGCAUCUAAAGAUCCCAUUAUUCAAGACAACAUUUAUCCCUUCUGAAGAUCUUUUUUUGACAACAUUGGAUUUCAUAGGGAGCAGAAAUUGGAAUUCCUUCACAGUUCACUUAGAACUAUGCAUGAGAACCUGUUAUAAUCAUGUCUGGUUUCCUAUCCAGGAUCAGAAUAUAUACAUAUGCAGAUUGUAAUAUUUGUAGAUGGCACUGCAACAUACACUACAUAGCCUAAAUGUGUUUAUAUGUACUCUGUUUUGUUAUCGAAUAGUGCAAGAAGUGUUGUGACCUCUUCUCAA
Messenger RNA from Ipomoea triloba (trilobed morning glory), 1482 nucleotides. Its product is annotated as dual-specificity RNA methyltransferase RlmN. The record is from RefSeq and is a predicted model, not a curated record. Gene Ontology annotation, biological process: rRNA base methylation; tRNA methylation. Lineage: Eukaryota; Viridiplantae; Streptophyta; Magnoliopsida; Solanales; Convolvulaceae. Gene Ontology annotation, molecular function: RNA methyltransferase activity; iron-sulfur cluster binding. The coding region runs from base 78 to 1196 and encodes 372 amino acids. The transcript has 9 exons.